AGCGCCUCUGCUGGCUGUUCACGCGAUGCGCAUGCGCACUGUGCGCCACUCGGAUAGCGCCUCCGCCUGCUCCUCUCCUCUGACGAUUAGCCGCUGCGUGGCUAACGGAAAAGAUCAGUCAUUACAUUCAAACGAAGAUGUCUCGAGUUUACAUCGGGAAGUUGAGUUAUCGCGCGAGGGAGAAAGAUGUGGAAAAGUUUUUUAAAGGAUAUGGAAAGAUUUUAGAAGUGGACCUUAAAAACGGGUACGGAUUUGUAGAAUUUGAUGAUCCCCGUGAUGCAGACGAUGCAGUAUAUGACCUGAACGGGAAGGACCUAUGUGGGGAGAGGGUGAUUGUGGAGCACACCAAGGGACCACGACGUGAUGGAGGUUACAGCUCUGGAAGAAGUAACUGGUAUGGGCGUGGGGGGAGGGACAGAUAUGGCCCACCAACCCGUACUGAUUACAGACUGAUUGUGGAGAAUCUCUCUAGCCGCUGCAGCUGGCAGGACCUGAAGGACUAUAUGCGGCAGGCUGGUGAGGUGACAUAUGCGGACACUAAUAAGGGUCGCAGAAAUGAAGGAGUGAUUGAGUUUAGGCUGUACUCAGACAUGAAGAGGGCACUGGAGAAACUGGAUGGCACUGAGGUGAAUGGCAGAAAGAUCCGCCUGAUUGAGGAUCGCCCCAGUGCCAGGCGUAGGCGGUCAUAUUCGCGCAGCUGCAGCCGCUCCAGGUCUCCCUCGAGGAAUAGGAGGUCCCGUAAGAGCCGCAGCCGUAGCGCCAGCAGAAGUCGCUCCUAUUCCAGGCCUGCAGUCUCCCGGUCCCGGAGCAGAUCUUUAAGCAAGAAGAAUGCAAAUAGGAAAAAGAGGGAGGAAGAGGAGCGUAGCAAUGAAGAUCAUGCUAUUCGAGAGAUGCAAGGAGGCCGUGACAAGGCAAGGAGUCGCAGCAGGAGUCAUAGCUUUAAGAGAAAAAAGGGCAAACAGGAGAGCAAGAGGAGCCACAAAGAGUCACGCUCUCGAUCCAGGUCCCGUUCUAGGUCUUGCUCCAAAAUGGGCAGCAACAGAGAUGGUUCCAAAAAGUCCGUCGUAAAGAGUCAUGAAGCCGUGAAGAGGAGUGAUGAGGGAACAGCAGAAAGGACUUUGCAUUCCAGGUCACGUUCUCACUCCAGAUCCCAGUCUCCCUCUGCUUCCAAAGUCUGGGAGAAAUCCAUAUCCCACUCCAAGUCCCAGUCACACACCCCAGCUAAGGGUAGCAGCCGCUCUGCUUCAGCAGCCCACUCAGAGUCCCGCUCUAGAUCCUGCUCAAGCUCCAGAUCCCCAUCACGCUCACGCUCUCGAUCAUGAGCCUGAGUGCUGUUUUGCAUCUCAUCAUUUACCUCACCAAUCUCUUUUGUCUGCCCCUUUGUAUUUUUAUAAAUACUGCAGUAGAUAGAUAAGAACACUUGUGCCAUGUGUUUGUGCUUCAUUUGCUUAUUGAUUUCAUUUCUUAAUAUCUAUUUGUAUUCUAGUCACUGCUGUACACCUUUGAGUAGUGGCGUCUUUUGAGAAGUGUCUGUAGAAUAUAGUCAUUGCUGUCUUAAGAGCUUUGAAAACAUGGAGAAACUAAUGUGAGAUUAAUACGUCAUAAUCUUUGUACUGUGCACCAUAGGAACAUUUUUUUUGCUGGUAUGUAGAGUGGAGUUUAUUGUGCUUGGUUUCAUCUGUCAUUUUGUCCUUCUUUAACCAUUUUCAUUUAAGACAUGAAAUAAAAAGGCUUGCCUAAGAACGUA
Pygocentrus nattereri (red-bellied piranha) is the source of this 1747-nucleotide messenger RNA. It is a transcript of the gene srsf4, whose product is annotated as serine and arginine rich splicing factor 4. The transcript has 6 exons. The coding region runs from base 138 to 1322 and encodes 394 amino acids. The record is from RefSeq and is a predicted model, not a curated record. Gene Ontology annotation, molecular function: mRNA binding. Gene Ontology annotation, biological process: mRNA splice site recognition; alternative mRNA splicing, via spliceosome. Gene Ontology annotation, cellular component: ribonucleoprotein complex; nucleus; cytoplasm. NCBI's taxonomy places the organism in Eukaryota, Metazoa, Chordata, Actinopteri, Characiformes, Serrasalmidae.